Molecule: messenger RNA, 1506 nt
Organism: Aspergillus glaucus CBS 516.65
Lineage: Eukaryota; Fungi; Ascomycota; Eurotiomycetes; Eurotiales; Aspergillaceae
Product: pH-signaling protein PalC
Exons: 2
Coding region: 1-1506 (501 amino acids)
Biological process (GO): cellular response to pH
Cellular component (GO): plasma membrane
Source: RefSeq, a predicted model, not a curated record
AUGGUCUACGGCUUCAUCCUCCCAACAACCUCACACCUUUCCUUCCAGACAUUCCUCUCUUCCAACACUCAUCCCUCAUUACCACAAGUCGCCUCAACAGCCCGCCAUGCGCUCCGCGUCGCCCUCAAAGCCCAUAAACGCUUACCCCGCGGCCCGCAACAAGACGCCCACUUGAUCACCGUCCUCAACGCCUUGAACGAUUACCUGCCCUACCUCCUUGCUAUUUCGAAUGGAUUGAGCGGAACUACUAUCGGAAAUAAUACAGAGGAAGUUGAGAUAACUCUCCGCGCCGAGCUCGAGUCCGAAUGGCGCGCCACACUGUCCUCCACUACCCCUUCGCUGCCCAUAAAGGGCAAAGGCACGAGUGCCGGCCGUGUCCGAGGCCAUGGCAUUGAUUUCGAGAUUGCAUUUACCGUAACGACGCUGGGAUAUGUACUGAGUAACAUGGCGCACUCUACCGUCGUCCGGACGCUAUACGCCACGAAGACCCCGGCACCCGAGCAACGCACCGCAGCCGUACAAACAGCUACGAAAUACCUACUACAAGCUAGCGCGGUACAUACUUUCCUCUCCACAUAUUCUUCGUCAACUGGCACGGCGCCAAACAGUGUACCGGAUCUCGACCCCGCAACGCAAUCAGCUCUCUCCUCGCUCGUACUAGCAGAGGCAACACUCCUAGCUGUGUUAAAGGAUGAUUCCUACGUCGCGAUUUGUAUCCAGACGCGCAAUCCCAAUGAUAAGGAUUGGAUGGUGCGCGCGGCUGAGAUCCCCAAGGUCCGCGCAAUGCUUUUUGCGCGGUUAUGUGUCCGCGCCGCCGAAUACGCGGAGCAGGCGACUGCCGGACUAGGUGCUGUGGGUGCACAAGGGAAAGGCGGGAUUGAAGAUGAUUUGGUUAAGUAUGCGCGCGUGCUGGGGCGUGUGGCCCGGGCGAGAGCUUGUCGGUUCUUUGGGGUCGAUGCGGAGUUAGGUGGGAAGGUUGGGGAGGGGAUUGCUUGGUUGCGAGCGGCGAAGAGUGCUUUAGGUUUGAGGAUUGGACCACCGAGUUUGAUGGAAGGCUCUGCAAAGCGGGAGCGAGGGUUCUCCAGGUUGAAACGGGAAUGGUCGGAACGGAGGGAAGAGCGGAAGAUGGAGAAGGAUGCUGGGAGUCGGGAUCGGGGGGAGAUGAGUGAGCUUGAUCCAGGUGAUAAUGCUGGGAGAGAAGAGGAGGGGCGAGUUAUUGAGAUGUUGGAAACGAAAUGGGUUAGGAUGAAUGAUACAAUCAACACGCAACUGGUCCCCCAAUCGACGGACCUUCUAACGAACUUGCCCUCCGGUCGAGAUAUCCAUUCCCCUCCUGGUCCUUACAAGCUUCCAUCAUUGGAUGAAGAGGAGCUUGUGCGGAUGCGUGCUCCGCCGGGAGAUGACGAGAUAGGACCAGGAAGCGAUAUAGAUGACAGUGACGAGGAAGCUGCUGUUGAUGUGAGGGAUACAGAUAAACGUGCUGAGCAUGAGAGUGCUUAUUAUUGA